AUGGCAACAAGCACGCCCGUCACCGUGGCACCAUCAACCCCUAGAGAAGAGGCCAACACCGGGCUCCAAUCAGUCGCUUCUACAGCACUGCAGAUCACCUCUGGUGAGGACGGGCAGAUUCGAAAUGUGCCGGUGCUCGGCGACGGACGCCCUCCGGCUUCCAUGCCUGUCUCCGACAGAAUCCAGGAGGUAUCUCGAAAGGACAAUUCGCAGCUUCGAGGCGUGCCGAAAAGAGCAACGUCUACUGGAAUGCUUGGACACGAUGGUGCAACCGACACCGUUCGACCUAGAAAGCGCCAGAAAGGCAAACACGUUGGCAAAGAACCGCAGCCACGCGAAAGCCAAGUGAACGCGGCGGUCAAAGCAAAUCGACGGUCGUCUCCGCAAUCACUGUCGGAGGCUCAGCCAGACUCUCCGGAAAGGGUCAAGCUCGCCGAGGAUAGGGAAGUUGUGAAUGAACCAUGGUCCCUCUUUGUCUGUGGCGACGGUCAGCUCGGCCAGCUCGGUCUCGGUCGUAAAGGGAGGACCGGGGUUUUGAAUCCGACACAGCUACUCGAGCCACAGCUCAACGAACAUCUGCCCAAAGAUGUCGUCGAUUUCGACUGUGGAUCGGAUCAUUGCAUUGCUUUGACGAAGGACAAUAAGAUUCUGACCUGGGGCAAUCCCGAAUUUGGUGCUCUCGGGCGGCCAUGUACAGCCGCCAUGGCGACUCCACAGCUUACGAACGGCGCAAACCGCAUGGCCUGUGAAUCUUGUGAGCCCAAGGAGGUCGAUUUCGCGCACCUGGGAAACAUGACCUGGACGGCUGUCGCGGCGACGAAUAAUGCAUCGUUCGCCUUCACAGACAAAGGCCAUGUAUAUGGCUGGGGUACAUUCUGUUACGAACGAUACAUAAGCUGUCGCGACGAGGCCUUCUUCCAAACGUUGGGUUAUCCAAGGGACAGGCUUAGGAAAUUUCCGGUCGGGUUCACCGAGCCUGGCGAGAUCGACUACAAGCCCAAGCGGAUCGGGGAGCUGGAAAACAUCUUUUCUAUUGCUGCCGGUGCUCAGCACGUGCUUGCUGUGGGCAUGGACAACAGGGUCUAUUCGUGGGGAGUCAACUCCUGCGGACAAUUGGGGCGAGGCAUUCAUCAUAAAAGAAGCGACCAUGAAGUACCUGGGAACGUGGACAAGGACACCUCUGCACAUAAUCACCGAGGGACCGCUCGCUCUCACAGAAACAUCCGCUUCCUUGAUGAGGAAUAUUUGCGGGGCGACUUGGUCAACUCGAAAGACACUGCAGAUUACCUUGCAGAUGAUGAAGUGGAGGAAUUCAUCCGCCAAGAAGCGAGCGAAUGGCUGAAACCGACCGUCAUUGCUGUUGAUGGAGGCAAGUCUGGUCAUACUCCCAUCUACUGGGCUGCAUGUGGUGCGCGUCAUAGCUACUUGGUCGACAAGUCUGGCCGAGUCUAUGGCUUUGGCAGCAAUGAUCAUGGUCAGCUGGCCGUUACGGAGAAAGAGCGGAAGGCGUUCAGUGUGGGUGGCCAAGGACACAUAUUCCCACACGCGAGAAAGCUAGACGAGCCCCGAGAAGUAGAAAGGAUUGCCGCGGGCGAACUUCACACAAUGGCGCUGUUGAAGCCGACAAAGGGUAAUGUAGGAGGCGAGCUCAGCGCAUGGGGCUCGUACGAUGACUACGCGCUGGGCAUACCGCCAGCAGAUCUUGGACCACACAAUGUCGCAGAAACAAACAAUGGAAUCGUUGUCACGAAACCUGUACCGGUUCCAGGCCUGCACGACAUUGUCCACAUUGCUACUGGAACCUACCAUACCAUCGCCAUCGACAAGGAUGGGCACGUCUUCACGUUUGGCGCUUCUGAUUAUCACCAGACUGGGCGUCCGAGGUUGACUCCGCAACAAAUUGAGAGCAAGCAGCGCCCAGAUGUUCAGAAGAGACCAAUGCCCCUUUUCGGGACGACAAUGAAGAGCCUGAGCGUCUGUAAUGCUGCGUCUCAGUCGGAGGAUGAACUGCGGCCAUCGCUACGAUGGACCACCAAGAUUCGAACUGCCAAAGCAGGGCGAGGUUUCUCGGUCUUUGGGGGCAUUCCUCGUCCCACGGAAGACCUCAAAGCAGGUAUGACAAGGACAUCGAAACAAAAGGACGCAGGAGGGGUGCGCGAGCAGAUUGGGCGUUUCAAGCUGAGGACUCAGCCUCGCCGUGCGGAUGGAGACAUGUCGGAUGAGGAUGAAUGGUACGAUGGCCGGCCGCAGCGUCCUUCCAGACGUCAAGGACAAGCGAGAUAG
Messenger RNA from Emericellopsis atlantica, 2283 nucleotides. RefSeq names its product regulator of chromosome condensation 1/beta-lactamase-inhibitor protein II. Gene Ontology annotation, molecular function: guanyl-nucleotide exchange factor activity. Gene Ontology annotation, cellular component: cytoplasm. Lineage: Eukaryota; Fungi; Ascomycota; Sordariomycetes; Hypocreales; Bionectriaceae. The transcript has a single exon. The record is from RefSeq and is a predicted model, not a curated record. Bases 1 to 2283 code for a protein of 760 amino acids.